Molecule: messenger RNA, 3830 nt
Organism: Sorex fumeus (smoky shrew)
Lineage: Eukaryota; Metazoa; Chordata; Mammalia; Eulipotyphla; Soricidae
Gene: CHM
Product: CHM Rab escort protein
Exons: 15
Coding region: 1-1953 (650 amino acids)
Biological process (GO): intracellular protein transport; protein geranylgeranylation; small GTPase-mediated signal transduction
Cellular component (GO): Rab-protein geranylgeranyltransferase complex; nucleus; cytosol
Molecular function (GO): GDP-dissociation inhibitor activity
Source: RefSeq, a predicted model, not a curated record
AUGGCGGAUAAUCUCCCUUCGGAGUUUGAUGUGAUCGUAAUAGGGACGGGUUUGCCUGAGUCCAUCGUUGCAGCUGCAUGUUCAAGAAGUGGCCAGAGAGUUCUGCAUGUUGAUUCACGAAGCUACUAUGGAGGAAACUGGGCCAGUUUUAGUUUUUCAGGACUGCUUUCCUGGCUAAAGGAAUACCAGGAAAACAAUGACCCUGGAAAUGAAAGUCUAGCAUGGCAAGAGCAGAUCCUUGAAAAUGAAGACAUUAUUGCUCUCAGCAGGAAGGACAAAACCAUUCAACAUGUGGAAGUAUUUUGUUAUGCCAGUCAGGAUUUGCAUGAAGAUGUUGAAGAAGUUGGUGCACUGCAGAAAAAUCACACUUCUGUGAUCUCAGCAAGUUCCACUGAAGCUGCAGAUUCUGCCUGCUUGCCUAGAGAUGAUGAGUCAUUAAGCACUGCAAGCUGUGAAAUGCCCAUAGAACCAAUUCUAAGCCUUGAUCCAGAGAGUAUCCUCAAAGAAAAUGAUGUUCAAAUUUCAGAGGAGAAAGAUCAUUGUGAUGAUAAAACUUGUGUUCCAUCAACUUCAGAAGAAGAUACAAGCCAAACUAUGCCUGUAGCAGAGGAUGCCACAGAGCAACCAAAGAAAAACAGAAUUACUUAUUCACAAAUUAUUAAAGAAGGCAGAAGAUUUAAUAUUGAUUUGGUAUCAAAGGUUUUGUAUUCUCGUGGUUUGCUAAUUGAUCUUCUAAUCAAAUCUAAUGUCAGUCGAUAUGCAGAGUUCAAAAAUAUCACCAGGAUACUUGCAUUUCGAGAAGGAAGAGUGGAACAGGUUCCUUGUUCCCGAGCAGAUGUCUUUAACAGCAAACAACUGUCUAUGGUAGAAAAGCGCAUGUUAAUGAAGUUUCUUACAUUUUGUAUGGAGUAUGAGGAACAUCCUGAUGAAUAUCAAGCCUAUGAGAAGAUGACAUUUUCUGAAUAUUUAAAAACUCAAAACUUAACCCCCAAUCUCCAAUAUUUUGUCCUGCAUUCCAUUGCAAUGGCAUCAGAAAUAGGCAGCAGUACCAUAGAUGGUCUCAAAGCUACCAAAAACUUCCUUCACUGUCUUGGACGUUAUGGCAACACUCCAUUCUUGUUUCCUUUAUAUGGCCAAGGAGAACUUCCUCAGUGUUUCUGCAGGAUGUGUGCUGUGUUUGGUGGAAUCUAUUGUCUUCGCCAUUCUGUUCAGUGCCUUGUUGUGGACAGAGAAUCUAGAAAAUGUAAAGCAAUCAUAGAUCAGUAUGGUCAGAGAAUAAUUUCUAAGCAUUUCCUUGUGGAAGACAGUUACUUUUCUGAGAACACAUGCUCACAUGUGCAAUACAGGCAGAUUUCCAGGGCAAUCCUGAUUACAGAUAGAUCUGUACUUAAAGCAGAUUCUGAUCAACAGAUUUCCAUUUUGACAGUACCAUCAGAGGAACCAGGAACUUCUGCUGUUCGGAUCAUUGAGUUAUGCUCUUCAACAAUGACAUGCAUGAAAGGCACUUAUUUGGUCCAUUUGACCUGUUUGUCUUCGAAAACAGCAAGAGAAGACUUAGAAUCAGUUGUUCAGAAGUUAUUUGCCCCAUAUGCUGAAGUAGAGAUAGAAAAUGAAGAAGUGGAAAAACCAAGACUUCUGUGGGCUAUUUACUUUAAUAUGAGAGAUUCUUCAGAUGUCAGCAGGAACUCCUACAAUGAUUUACCACCCAAUGUUUAUGUCUGCUCUGGCCCCGACUGUGGUUUAGGUAAUGAUCCUGCAGUCAGACAGGCUGAAACAAUAUUCCAGCAAAUCUGCCCUAAUGAAGACUUCUGUCCACCCCCUCCAAAUCCUGAAGACAUUAUCCUUGAUGGAGAUAGUUUUCAGCCAGAAACUUCAGAAGCCAUACAAGACACCAACUCAAAGACUCCCAAGGAAAGUGUACAUCUAGGAAACCCAGAGGAGUCCUCUGAAUAACACUUAUAACACUGGAUACCCCAUUUUGAGCAUUCACUCUUCUCUCAGAAUCUUCUGAGAGAUGGAAGAACUGUGAAAAAUAUUAAAAAUGUCAGUCAGUUAGUUGACAUGCAGAAUUUCCAAGGAAAGAACUUAUAGAAGUCGAAAAGGAUUUUCAUUGAAGAGGAUAUUCUAAGAACACAAAAUACUUAUAAAGGACAUUGACUUGCCUGCUUUAAGAUACCAAACUUUUGUAAUUAUCAUACAAUAAUCACAGAUGUAUUGAGUCCUAUUAAGACUCAUAGUAAUAAAACUAUGGAUAAGAAAAUAAUUCUGUGCAUUAAUAAUUCUGUUGUUCUAGAACAACUUUUGCUUCAGCACUUUAUUCUUUAUUUGAGAGUCAUAUCUUCAAAAUUGGCCUACAUAUUUGCUUUGAUUUUUUGAAUUAUAUUUUCUUCAUGGGUAUGAUUAUCAUGAUACAAUUUAUAAAAGCAUACAUAAAUGUACCUGGGAAACCAAAGUUUUGCCAUAUAGUCAGAGCUUAUGUUUAUAAUAGUCUUUUUUUCUGUUGAUAAAUAUUGAAAAUUGCUCUAUUCAAGUGUUUUGCAUUUUAGAAGCAAAUUAUGAAGUCAUUACUUAUGUUUUAGUUUUAGUGAUAUUUGAAUAUAGGUUAUUUAUACACAGGAAAGCUUAAUAAUGAAAAAAAUUAUAAAAAUGAGUGGAGAAAUUGGAUGGGUUAAUCAGUAUUUGGAAAUUCUAUAAAGUCAAAUAACUGAAGCACAAGCCUAACUGUCUAUGGAAAUUAUUCGUCCUGGCUGUACUACUGAUGAUUUUAGGCAGAUUAAAUAGUGCUGGCCUAUAGUUUAUCCACAUGUAAGGUAGAAAUGGUAUUAUUCUUUCUACUAUCUAGAAUUAUUUUGAAUAUAAGUGCAAUGUCAUUAUAAAAAUAGUUUUUCUAAAAGUUAUUUAAGAAUUUCCCACAGACCUUGGAUGAUUAUUAACAUGCAGUAAAUAAUUGUUUGCUGAAUAGAUCACUCAUUUCAUUAAGCAUUGUUUAGUGAGUACAAACCCAGCAGGGUUUAGGAGCUACUCCUGACUUUGUGCUCAUCAGUCAUUCUUUGAGGUGCUCAGCGGACGUUAUGCAGUACAGGGAUUGAACUAAGGGUUGGCUGAAAACAAGGCCUAAAUAUCUUUAUUAUCUCUCUGACCCUGCAUUCAGAUUUUAAAAUUAAGGAAUCCCAUUCAAAUUUUAAAAGUAAAUCUAUUUCCACAAUUAGAGUUUUAUAGUCUUAUAGACCAAUACACAAGUAAAAUGGAAUUAUAGUCCUUGAAUCUUAAUAGGAAAACCCUCUACAAAUUUUCUUAUUUUUUCUCGUAGGUAAACCUAAAACUUCCAAGGAAUCUGAAUAGGAUAUGGCUAUUGAUAAUCCAUAAUUUAAGGACUUAGCAAAACAUCUUGGGGCUUCAGAUAGACAUUAAAUCUAGUUCUGGUGAUGGUGUACAUGCUAAUUUUUCCCAAAUGCUAAGCUCUGAGAGCUGGAGAUAUGGAUCAGUUAUAGGGCAGUUAAUUGUCUUGCAUAUGAGAGGACUUGAGUUUGAUCCCUGUCAUUGAAAAAAUAAAGUUGAGGCCAGAGUGAUAGCACAGCGGAAGGGUGUUUGCCUUGCAUGAGGCUGACCCGGGUUCAAUCCUCAGCAUCCUAUAUGGUUCCCUGAGCACCACCAGGAGUGAUUCCUGAAUGCAAAGCCAGGAGUGACUCCUGAACAUCGCUGGGUAUGACCAAAAAAUAAAGCUUAAAAAAUGUAAAAAAGAGAAAAAAUAAAGCCAAGCUCUGAGAGUUUCUUUCUUUUUAAACAUUCACUUACACUUAUUUAGAUAAAUUAGAAGUUUGCUUUUUGUA